Molecule: messenger RNA, 2754 nt
Organism: Yamadazyma jaroonii
Lineage: Eukaryota; Fungi; Ascomycota; Pichiomycetes; Serinales; Debaryomycetaceae
Source: the annotation of a GenBank genome assembly
AUGAAAGCCAAUGAGUUGGAGAAUAUUCCUGAAGCGAAAGAGAGUCGGGAUGAUGAUGACUUAGUGGAUGAAGAAAGGGAUGAUUCUAGUGAAACAUCGGAAACAAUUCCAGAAUUCAACAAUAAACGGAUUAUAUUACAGCGAUUUACAGUAUAUAACUCCAAAAAUACCAUGUAUAUUGUAGGAUCCAAUUCGAAGGAAAGUCUUUUCAGAAUCUUGGAAAUAAACAAGGAUCCCAAAGAUGAAACCAAACUCACCAUCAUUGAGGAUAAAAGUUAUUUCUAUACUAGAAAAGAUAUGAUAGAAUUGAUAAAUGGAUUAAACGAGACAAUUGAAGGAGGUAUUACCAAAAUUGUUCAAGGUUAUGGACUUUUGGGGUUGAUAAAAUUUACAAAGGGCUAUUACUUGUCCAUAAUCACCAAAUGUAGCCAAGUUGCCAUCAUCGGGGGCCAUUAUAUUUAUCAUAUUGAUGAAACCAAAUUGAUACCACUCAACAUACAAUAUAAGAGACCCAGUAAAUACACCGAUGAAGAGAAGUUGCUAUCCAUUUUCAAAUACCUUGACCUUGGAAAAACUUUCUACUUCUCUUAUGCUUACGAUAUCACCAACACGUUGCAAACUAAUUUUAUCAGGAAUAAAAAGUUGGCCACCAAUUAUCAAAGAAAUGGAGACAUAAAGUUUGAUGGAGACUUAUAUAACAAUUUUGACCAUAACAAAAGAUUCGUAUGGAACAAACUUUUACUUUCACCUAUACUAGAACAUGAUGAUGUUGCUACCUACGAAUGGUUUCAACCUAUUAUUCAUGGGUUUAUUGACCAAGCUAAUAUCUCCGUUUAUGGUAAGAAAUUCUAUAUCACCAUCAUAGCUAGAAGAUCGAGUCAUUUUGCUGGUGCUAGGUUCUUGAAAAGGGGGGUAAAUUAUGAAGGUAAUGUUGCCAAUGAGAUAGAGACUGAACAAAUUGUUUCCGAUAUGUUGGUAUCUUCCUUUCAUGACCCCAAAUUCGGGUUCUAUAACAAUCCUCGAUUCACUAGUUUUGUACAACACAGAGGUUCGAUACCACUUUAUUGGACUCAAGAUUUGAACCGAUUACCUAAACCACCAAUAGAAAUCAAUUUAAGUGAUCCGUUUUAUCUGAGUAGUGCUAUCCAUUUCAACGAUUUGUUUCGACGUUAUGGGCUGCCGAUAAUUAUUUUGAACUUGAUCAAAACCAAAGAAAAAACUCCUAGAGAGCUGAAAUUAAAUUUGCAUUUUAUAAACUGUAUCAACUAUCUCAACCAAUUUUUACCUGAACAAGAUAAGUUACAAUUCAAUUCCUUUGAUAUGUCCAAGCAUUCCAAGAAGAAUCUCGACGUUAUCACGCCUUUACAAAAUAUAGCAAGUGAUUCUAUCGACCAAAUAGGAUUCUUUCAUAAUGGAACUGAUCUUGAAUCAACAAAAAUUCAAAAAGGAAUCAUUAGGACCAAUUGUAUUGAUUGUUUGGAUCGUACCAAUGCAGCCCAAUUCAUUAUCUGUAAGGAAGCUUUGGGAUAUCAAUUAGCAAGCUUGGGACUUAUAUCACCAACCACAAAAUUAUCAUAUGAUUCUGAUUUAAUUAAUAUCUUGACAGAAAUCUUCCACGAUCAUGGUGACACGAUAGCAAUUCAAUAUGGAGGUUCUAAUUUGGUUAACACCAUGGACUCUUAUAGAAGAAUUAAUCAAUGGUCAUCUCAUACUAGAGAUAUGCUUAAUAGUAUUAAGCGUAUCUAUUCCAAUUCAUUUAUGGAUCUGAUCAGGCAAGAAGCCAUUAACUUAUUCCUAGGAAAUUAUAUUUAUGAUAUUAAGAAACCCAAGUUAUGGGAGUUACAGAACGACUUCUAUCUUCACAAUAGCAUUUCUAUUGACGAUAUUCGAGCCAAAGUAAGUUAUAUUCAUUGGUAUAAUAGCACUUUUCUUGAGGGUAAUCGAUAUAAUUUACGGAAACUUGUCCCUGUUCACCCAAUUGAUGAGAAUUGGAAACCUUUUGUGUUUGAGAAAUUGAAGCCAUUCCCUGAUUUCAACGAUAACUGGUUUAACGAAUGUUACGUACCUAGAAAAUUCCAAAGUUUGACUGAUAUUUUUAUGUUUAAUAUGAACUCAAACUCCAGGUAUUUCCCUUCGAAUGUAGCAACCAAUAAGAAAUUCGAUUACAGUCCCUUCAUAUCGAGGAAACAGUUCAAAAAAGCUAUUGAUUUACCUAUUGAUGGAGAUCUAGCUGACUUUGAGGAUGAAGAAGAUGACGAUGACGAAGAUCAAGAAAUGGAAAAUAGUAAUGAGAAAACAUUCAACGAUUACAAGAAAGCACAUGAUGAAAGUUACAACUAUUUGAACAUAGCUAACGCCCAUAAAAUUAAGAAUUUAUUGACAUCAGGAAUGGAAAAAUUGGGUUAUAAUCAAAAUAACAAUCAUAAGCAUCAAAUUCCCAAAAGGAACAUAACUUCACCAUUCAUCAGUUCGGAAAAAAUUAGUGAAGAUGACAAGAGCUCUUUGGUUCCCACCCUUAACGAGGAAGACAAGCAAUUAUAUAUGAAUGCCAAUGAUUUGAGUAGAUUGUUGAAUUCUACAGCCUCAUUUCCCAUGGCUAGUCCUGAGUUGAGUGACAAUAAUGCAAACGUUUACAAGAAGCAUACAGAUUUGUUGAAUGAGAGUUUCUAUGAGACUGACUAUCAAGUCAACUCUAACUAUCUUGGCUUAAACCAUGAUGUAAUUGAAAUAGCUCAUGACGAUUAUUUCAGAUAA